AUGUCGGUUGCGCCUCCCAGUCGCUCAAACACAGGUUGGCCGCGCGGUGGGGCGGCUCAGUUCGGAGGCAAAUACAUGAGCGGGCCGGCGAAGCCCCUCACCCUGGAGAGGACAAUCAACUUAUACCCACUCACCAACUACACAUUUGGGACCAAGGAGCCUUUAUAUGAAAGGGACAGCUCAGUGGCUGCUAGGUUCCAGCGGAUGCGUGAGGAGUUUGACAAGAUGGGCAUGCGGAGGACAGUGGAGGGUGUGCUGAUUGUCCACGAGCACAGACUGCCGCAUGUCUUACUUCUGCAGCUGGGCACUACCUUUUUUAAACUGCCCGGUGGAGAGUUGAGUCCAGGAGAAGAUGAAGUGGAAGGACUGAAACGCCUAAUGACUGAGAUUCUUGGACGACAGGAUGGCGUGAAGCAGGACUGGGUGAUUGACGACUGUAUUGGCAACUGGUGGCGUCCUAACUUUGAGCCUCCGCAGUAUCCCUACAUUCCAGCUCACAUUACCAAACCUAAGGAGCAUAAGAAACUUUUCCUGGUUCAGCUGCAGGAAAAAGCACUCUUUGCCGUCCCCAAAAAUUAUAAACUGGUGGCAGCGCCGUUGUUUGAGCUGUACGACAAUGCCCCUGGAUAUGGACCCAUCAUUUCCAGUCUACCACAACUCCUGAGCAGGUUCAACUUCAUCUACAACUAA
Molecule: messenger RNA, 690 nt
Organism: Nerophis lumbriciformis (worm pipefish)
Lineage: Eukaryota; Metazoa; Chordata; Actinopteri; Syngnathiformes; Syngnathidae
Source: RefSeq, a predicted model, not a curated record